Messenger RNA from Oncorhynchus kisutch (coho salmon), 2267 nucleotides. Its product is annotated as 2-acylglycerol O-acyltransferase 1. Bases 132 to 1124 code for a protein of 330 amino acids. The record is from RefSeq and is a predicted model, not a curated record. Gene Ontology annotation, cellular component: endoplasmic reticulum membrane. Gene Ontology annotation, molecular function: diacylglycerol O-acyltransferase activity. Lineage: Eukaryota; Metazoa; Chordata; Actinopteri; Salmoniformes; Salmonidae. The transcript is spliced from 6 exons. Gene Ontology annotation, biological process: triglyceride biosynthetic process.
UGACCGCCUUGUUAAAGCUGCUGAGUAUAAAAAGAUUUUGACAAGGACAGGGGCAUAAGAUAGUGACCCUUCCCCUGCUCUGUGCCCAAGACUGCGGAACCUUUUAGAAGCCGGGAGUGGGAACCGCAGACAUGGUCAAGAUAGAGCUUGCACCUUUGAAUAUCCCAUUCAACCGACAUUUACAGACAGCUAUAGUUCUUCAAUGGGUCUUCUGCUUUCUCUUUGGAGCGCAGUAUUGUUUUUGUGUGUACAUUGUGAUUGUGUUGAAUGGAUACUGGCACGUGGCUGCACUGUAUGCCAUGUGGCUCUACCUGGACUGGGACACACCUCAGGCUGGGGGCCGCAGGUCUGACUGGGUACGCCACUGGACCGUGUGGAAACACUUUGGAGACUAUUUCCCCAUCCAUCUGAUUAAGACAUGUGACCUAGACCCAGAAAGGAACUACCUGAUGGGGUUCCAUCCUCACGGAAUCCUGGUAGCCGGAGCAGAAUACACAGGUUUCCAAGAGCUCUAUCCAGGAAUGACUCCUUAUCUGCAUACCCUCAGCAUCUGGUUCGGCUUCCCAUUCUUCCGGGAGUACCUUAUGUCCUCAGGGGUUGUUUCUUGUUCCAAGAAGAGUCUUACCCAUGUGUUGAGCCAGAAGGGAGGGGGCAACGUGUCAAUCACAGUGAUUGGCGGGACAGCAGAGUCCCUGGAGGCCAGGCCUGGGAGCCUCAUCCUAGAGGCCCUCAACAGGAAGGGCUUUGUCAAGAUUGCUCUCAGGUGUGGGGCUCAUCUGGUGCCAGUGUUCUCCUUUGGGGAGAAUGAUCUGUUUAAUCAGCUGAAGAACCCAAAGGGCUCCCUUGUCCGUACCAUCCAGGAGGGCAUGAGGAAGACCCUGGGCUUCAGCCUGCCUCUGUUCCACGCCCGGGGGGUCUUCCAGUACAGCUUGGGCUUCAUGCCCUUCAGACAACCCAUCUACACCAUUGUGGGAGAGCCCAUAGUGGUGGAGAAGAACGUGAGCCCCUCAUCAGCUGAGGUAGACAGGCUGCAUGGCUGUUACCUGGAGGCGCUGGCUAAGCUGUUUGAGCAGCACAAGGCUGAGUACAGGAUCCUAGAGCACCAGCACCUCAUCUUCACCUGACCAGACCAAAUUAAGUCAGAUAGCACUACACUGUAGGAUUGGACCAUUCAACCAGCUCCUGACCAAUACACACCGAUACAGACUUUCAAACAAACAUAGUGCAAACAUACACAAAAGCACACAUGGGAAAUGGACACGUGCAUGCUUGCACACAUGUACAGUGAACACCCAUAUACACAAUCAAACGGCCAUCGCUCUCUUAUACAGUCACCAUAGGCCCAGAGUAGGUCAGCUUAGUUGAGCGUUGGAAAUCCCGCUCAUUGCGCACCGCUCUGGUGCUCCAUCUCCUUUCCACCCGCUCUCUAAAAACCCUUUCACGUUCAUUAAAAUCACAAUUUAACCAACACCCAUCUAUUUUUGUGACUACCUAGACCUACCAUUUGGUUUUGAAGUAUUGAAACCAAACCACAUGACUUGAAUGAAAAGUAUUUGAAUGAAAAGGUGAAUAUAAGAAUCAUUUCAAAUAGGCUACAUGUCAUGUUAAACAACAUAUAAACACUCUAAAUAGGUCAGGAGCCAGACAGGGAGUCUAAGAAGGAACGAAAAUGUAUUAUUUAGGCUAUUUUAUUUCAAUUAUUUCAACGCUAUAGGGUACAAAGAAAUACAUUGUGAAGCAUUUGCGAGUGCAACACACAAGGCUAGGAGGGAGUCAGGGACAUUACCAAGUGCUCAGCAUUUAAAAAACAUUUUGUUUUAUUAAAUCAUUAGUCUAUAGUCUAUAGUCUUUAGUCUAUAAAUUGGGCAUAACUGAUUUUACAGCAUCGACAAGAACCAAAUGAAAACAAUAUGCAUGCCAGUGCACAUAAAAUGCAAAUCUUGCACUGUUUUUAAUCCAUGCAGACACACCAGAAUGCUUUCCGCUCAUGACAGAUGCACCAUCAUAGCCUUGCCCCACAAGAUUAUUUCUGUAGUCCAGACCAUGUUUUUCAAGGCAAUCAAUUAUCAUUUUUGUGAGACCUGCUGCAUAUAAGCUUUCAGCUGACUGAAAGUGUAAAAAGCUUUCGUGGACGGCCCCGUUGUAACCUCACAACUGAAGACAUUUGUUAUCUUUUCUUUAAAUAUUUUGUUUAAUCUGCAAUUACACUAAAAACUUCACUUUCUUUUACUUCUCUUAUUAUUUGACUUUGUACCUGUCACGCCCUG